Acanthosepion pharaonis is the source of this 1497-nucleotide messenger RNA. NCBI's taxonomy places the organism in Eukaryota, Metazoa, Mollusca, Cephalopoda, Sepiida, Sepiidae. The record is from the annotation of a GenBank genome assembly.
AUGCGUGCGAGAAACCCCCCGCCACCAUUAGAGAAAUGCGUAAAGAGACCCCCGCCACCAUUAGAGAAAUGCGUAAGAGAAACCCCCCCGCCACCAUUAGAGAAAUGCGUAAGAGAAACCCCCGCCACCAUUAGAGAGAAAUGCGUGCGAGAAACCCCCGCCACCAUUAGAGAAAUGCGUGAGAAACCCCCGCCACCAUUAGAGAAAUGCGUGCGAGAAACCCCCGCCACCAUUAGAGAAAUGCGUGCGAGAAACCCCGCCACCAUUAGAGAAAUGCAAAAAACGACCAACUUGUCAGACGGCACGAAGAAACGACCAACGACGGCACGAAGAAACGACCACCUUGUCAGACGGCACGAAGAAACGACCAACUUGUCAGACGGCACGAAGAAACGACCAACUUGUCAGACGGCACGAAGAAACGACCAACUUGUCAGACGGCACGAAGAAACGACCAACUUGUCAGACGGCACGAAGAAACGACCAACUUGUCCAGACGGCACGAAGAAACGACCAACUUGUCAACGGCACGAAGAAACGACCAACUUGUCAGACGGCACGAAGAAACGACCAACUUGUCAGACGGCACGAAGAAACGACCAACUUGUCAGACGGCACGAAGAAACGACCAACUUGUCAGACGGCACGAAGAAACGACCAACUUGUCAGACGGCACGAGAAACGACCAAACGACCAACUUGUCAGACGGCACGAAGAAACGACCAACUUGUCAGACGGCACGAAGAAACGACCAACUUGUCAGACGGCACGAAGAAACGACCAACUUGUCAGACGGCACGAAGAAACGACCAACUUGUCAGACGGCACGAAGAAACGACCAACUUGUCAGACGGCACGAAGAAACGACCAACUCAGACGGCGAAGAAACGACCAACUUGUCAGACGGCACGAAGAAACGACCAACUUGUCAGACGGCACGAAGAAACGACCAACUUGUCAGACGGCACGAAGAAACGGACACGAAGAAACGACCAACUUGUCAGACGGCACGAAGAAACGACCAACUUGUCAGACGGCACGAAGAAACGACCAACUUGUCAGACGGCACGAAGAAACGACCAACUUGUCAGACGGCACGAAGAAACGACCAACUUGUCAGACGGCACGAAGAAACGACCAACUUGUCAGACGGCACGAAGAAACGACCAACUUGUCAGACGGCACGGAAGAAACGACCAACUUGACCGAAGAAACGACCAACUUGUCAGACGGCACGAAGAAACGACCAACUUGUCAGACGGCACGAAGAAACGACCAACUUGUCAGACGGCACGAAGAAACGACCAACUUGUCAGACGGCACGAAGAAACGACCAACUUGGUCAGACGGCACGAAACGACCAACAGACGGCACGAAGAAACGACCAACUUGUCAGACGGCACGAAGAAACGACCAACUUGUCAGACGGCACGAAGAAACGACCAACUUGUCAGACGGCUUCAUAAUAAAAAAAUGCCAAAGUCAGUCAAUGUGUAA